CCAGAGUUCUAUACUACGGGACACGCUGUCGACACAUUGGUCCACAGACAGAUUGUGCAGGCAGUAUGGAGAGUUACCAAGUCCCGACUGCGAAGGCAGCCCCAGCUGGAGUGGCUAGCUCUCUCACAAUGUUGGCUGUGUUCUGCAGCCUCGCCUACCUCGCCAUGUUCAAGUGGAAGCGACGGAGGUUGGAGAAGCUAGGCUCUCAGCUCCCUGGGCCUCCUGCUCUGCCUAUCAUCGGCAACGGUCUGGAGUUCGUGGGAGAUCCAGAGGAUGUCAUGAAUAAAGUAGUGACACUGACCAGGAAAUUCGAGUCUCCUUUUCGUAUAUGGAUUGGACCGAUUCUGUUUGUCGUCAUCAGCAAACCAGACGAUCUUCAGAUUGUGUUGAACAGUUCUAAAACUCUGGCCAAAGACCCUUUGUACAGAUUCUUCAGGAACACUGUAGGCACUGGACUAUUCUCAGCUCCAGUUGAGAAAUGGAAACGCAAUCGCAGAGCCAUUACUCCAGCCUUUAACAUGCGGCUGUUGGAACAGUUCAUCCCGGUGUUUAAUGACCAAAACCGUGUCUUGGUGGAGAAGAUGUCCAAGAUGGUGGACCUCGGGAUGUUUGACGUGUGGGACUUUGUGAGCCCUGCGACACUUGACAUCAUAUGUCAGACAGCCAUGGGAGUGGAUGUCAAAGCUCAAGAUGAUCCCAAUUCUGACUUCGCAAGAGCUUUGCCAAGAGCCUCUGAACUGGACUACAUGCGGAUUUACAAGAUGUGGCUUCACCCAGACUUUAUCUUCAACAGAGUGAGUUACGCUGAGGAGUUACGACAUGUCUACAAACAGCUGCACGGCCUUCCUAACUCUGUAAUUCAACAGAAAAAGGAGGCUUUCCGCAAGAAGAAGGAAGAAUCUAUGAACAAACCAGAAUGUGAACAAGUUGAUACAGAUGAAAACAAAAAUGAGAAGAAAUUGAGAGUUUUUCUUGACAUUCUGCUGGAGCUGAAGGACAGUGGCACUAACUUCUCAGAUGAUGAUUUACGGGACGAAGUCGUCACUAUGAUGAUUGGAGGAAGUGAAACAAGUGGGCUGACAAACUGUUUCUGCUUGCUCAUGUUGGCUAUGCAUCAGGACAUUCAGAAAAAAGUUUACGAGGAGGUCUACAACAUCUUUGGAGACUCGGAUCGAGGAGUUACAAUGGAGGACUUGAACCAGAUGACCUACAUGGAGAUGGUGAUCAAGGAAACGUUACGAAGGUUUCCAGUGGGGCCUCUGUUCCUGAGGAAGGUCAUCGAAGACAUUGAAAUCACCAACUACACACUGCCACAAGGUUGUAGCAUAGUGAUCGCCCCACUCUCCACCCACAUGAACACAGCUUUGUACCCGGACCCGGAAAAGUUUGACCCAGAAAGGUUUACGGCAGAGGCAGUUGCUGCGAGACAUCGCUACGCCUACAUUCCCUUCAGUGGGGGUCCACGGGGCUGCAUUGGAUCAAAAUACGCAAUGCUGUCCAUGAAAACUACAAUAUCUGCCAUUCUAAGAAGCUACAAACUCUUCACAGAUAUUAAAAUGGAAGACAUCAAAUUAAAGAUAGAUUUGCUGAUGAGAAGUGUGAAUGGAUUCCCGAUUCGACUUGAACGUCGUAAAUCAGAGUUUACGUGAUCAACAUUGUAACUGUUACAAUGUUAAAUUUGUAAAUACUUCCAAGACUUUCUGGUAGAGCAUCAAAUUAAUUUAUUUUUACAUGUUUCCAGAGUAUAUCAUCCAUUGUGACAUUGUAUGUGAUUUUCUAUCAUUACGGUUGACCAAGUCUCUAGGUUAGAUAAUUUUGAUUGUAACAAUUAGUAUUAUUUUUAGUAUUUUGAUGAUGUGAUAGACGUUGCAUGAUGUGUAUGUUAUUUUUAUACUGUACAUAUUUUUCUAGUUGCUUUAUGUUGUUGAUUUAGUAAUUUUUAUUAUUAUUUAUGAUGUGAAAAUAAUUAUUUGCAAAAAGAUGGUUUAAUGGUGUUGGAUGAUUUUUUUCACUAUCUGAAUUUACAGAUUUGUAUGUAGUACAGAAUAUUACAAUAAAAGUUUUAUUUAUUGAUAAGAUUAAGUCAGCCGUCUCAGUAACAGAGUAUUGUAACUACAGUGUGUACUUCACAACUGUUACUAAACACAUAAUUUAACCAUGUUAAAUCUAAUUAUUAGGUAAUUUAUGAUUGAUAUGUAUUAUACAUUC
Messenger RNA from Macrosteles quadrilineatus (aster leafhopper), 2208 nucleotides. Its product is annotated as cytochrome P450 4C1-like. The transcript is spliced from 13 exons. The coding region runs from base 66 to 1649 and encodes 527 amino acids. The record is from RefSeq and is a predicted model, not a curated record. Gene Ontology annotation, molecular function: iron ion binding; oxidoreductase activity, acting on paired donors, with incorporation or reduction of molecular oxygen; heme binding. NCBI's taxonomy places the organism in Eukaryota, Metazoa, Arthropoda, Insecta, Hemiptera, Cicadellidae.